GUUUGGUAUUAGUUAAUGCAGGUGACAGCAUUGCACUUUAUAUUCAAUCUGUUGCUGAUCCAUCUUAAAAAAUAAGUCAAGACAGCUUUAAGUCAAUCGUUUUCAUUAGCUCUACCAAUGAUUUAUAUUCAUCUGGAAUGCAGUUAAUGCUAGAUCCAACACUUGAUCAACAGCAGAGCGCUUCUGAUUGGUCUAAAGUUAAAUAUUGGCAGAGCAACUGGGUGAGGACUGCAACUGGUGUUUUCAGCAGUGGAAAUCUUCUAAAACUAGAUUCAGUCAUGGGUACAGUAACAGUUCAAGAGACAGGAAUUUAUUAUAUUUUUGUAAAUCUUGCUAUUGCUCCUGAUUUGAAUAAUUAUCAAAAAGCUGUUUUCACAACAUUAACGUCUGUCACAUCACUAAUAACAAGAUUUAGUGAUAAAGAUCAUCCUCAAUACACAAUGAAGAUUUACGGUGCUUUAUACCUGUAUAAAGGUCAGGAGCUAUCAAUUAGGGUUAAACCCUCAGCUUCAAAUGCACAAUGGGAAAAUAUCCGCUCUUACAGUGGCUGGUCAUUUUUCAGAAUACCACCUUAUUUGCCAAUUUCGUCUGUUGGAACAGGCAAACCUAUUGAUUUUCUUCCAUUUAUAAAACCUGGGUAUUAUACAAAACUAAGAAAUUGGAAUGUUAUAAUGUCUACUGUUCUUGGUGUUGAUGGAGAAGGUCUUAACCAAAGGGAUGGAGUAUAUACUGUUUUUUUAGAUGUAGUGUAUUUAAUAUCAAGUACUUUAGUUAUUAAAACAAACGAAAGUCAAGUUUGAAUUUUUUUUUUUAAUUAUUUUUAUUAUUUUGUUUAACAGAUUUCUGUUGAUGAAUCGAAAU
Molecule: messenger RNA, 861 nt
Organism: Hydra vulgaris (swiftwater hydra)
Lineage: Eukaryota; Metazoa; Cnidaria; Hydrozoa; Anthoathecata; Hydridae
Biological process (GO): immune response
Cellular component (GO): membrane
Molecular function (GO): tumor necrosis factor receptor binding
Source: RefSeq, a predicted model, not a curated record